This is a messenger RNA of Oikopleura dioica, 1449 nucleotides long. The record is from the annotation of a GenBank genome assembly. NCBI's taxonomy places the organism in Eukaryota, Metazoa, Chordata, Appendicularia, Copelata, Oikopleuridae.
AUGAAGUUAUUUCUCCAGCUAGCCGGCGCGUGCGGCUUAAUGUCCGCUCAAAUGACAAACAGUCAGCCAAAGAGUGAGCCGUUUUCGUACUUGUCCCAAAUGGUCUCCAAUCAUCAGCUGGAAUUCGGAGGAGAAUGGCAGCUGAAAUAUGUGAUUCCUCAAGUAAUCAACAGCCGCAAACUCGCCCUACAAAGAAUCAAAAAAGCGGAGCGAGAAAGAAUCCGAAAGUUGAGAAAGCAACCACGUGUUCGCCGAGAAACGACGAGUAAUCGAGUCAUUGGCGGCUUCGACGUUGUUGAUAAUUCCUGGCAGUUUAUGGUCGAUAUCGGCGGCUUAUGCGGAGGGAGCUUGAUUUCGAACAGAUUUGUGCUCACUGCUGCGCAUUGCUGCCAAAAAGCAUCGUUUGAUUAUAUGAUCUUGCGAAUCGGCAUCAGGAGUUUGAGCGAUACCGCAAACUCGGUCAAUCGCCGCGCCGAGAAGAAGGUAAUUCAUCCCGACUUCCAGCCAGAAAAGCUCACUAACGACAUUUGCCUGGUCCUUCUAAACGAGCCGGUCGAUUUUGAUGAACGAAUCCAGGCAAUCGCCCUUCCGGGCCACGAAGAGGGAAUUUUCGACGGCGAAACGCACGGAUUCGUAGCCGGCUGGGGUUUGACAGGUAUGAUAGGCUCCGCGAGCUAUGGAGAGCUUCUUCCGACGCAGUUGAAAAAUGCGAUGGUGCCGCUGGUAAGUGAUUCUAGCUGUAAGAGCAGCUACUCGGGCAUUGUCGAUACAGAAACUUCCUUCUGUGCGGGAGACAAUCAAACAGACACUUGUACGUUUGACUCUGGCGGACCUCUGGUUGUCCUCAAGCAGCGAAAUAGCAAGUACAGGGACCAUGUCGCCAUUCUGGCCGGAAUUACUUCUUGGGGAGAAGGAUGCGCUGUCGAUAAAAAACCGGGAGUGUACACCAGAGUCCAGCACUAUCUAGAUUGGAUCGAAGAAACAAGGCAAUCACUCGAUGCUAAUGCAGUUUCUUGCGGAAAUAUCGCCCAGUUUGUUGACCCAAACUCGCCCGUGCCGAUUGAGUGGAAAUGCUCAUCGAUGGAUGAGCAGUGCUGGCUGCACUGCCCAGCUGGUUAUGUUCCCUCCCUCAUUUCAGUCAGGUGCCGAGGUCAGCGCACUUGGAUAUCGGCGAUCGGCCAAAACAUUCCGAAGCAGUCUCUGACCUGCGAGCCCCAAAGCAACGUACAGUCGACCGAAUGCGGCACUCUGGAUGGAUAUGCCGAGACUGGACGAGAUCAUCUUUUUGAUCAGACGAAGAUUGAUGCUCGCUGCAACAGUCAUGGAGAAUGCCUGUUUUAUUGCAAAGGAACGGAAGUCAGAGCCACGGGCAUGUUUUACACGCGGUGCAAAACGAAGUCGAAAAGCUGGAAGCCUCGACCACGAAUCGUCCAAGAACCAACCUGCUAA